Molecule: messenger RNA, 1614 nt
Organism: Tigriopus californicus
Lineage: Eukaryota; Metazoa; Arthropoda; Copepoda; Harpacticoida; Harpacticidae
Exons: 5
Coding region: 855-1472 (205 amino acids)
Source: RefSeq, a predicted model, not a curated record
CGCGGAGAAGGAACUCCCGUAUACCAGUGCCUCGUCGAGACUGAAAAUCAGGCAGUGUUUUCGUCGGCUUUGCGCGUCUUAAAUGACAUUGCCCCUGAAGCUUGUGCAUCAGUUAAAACCUUGCUGAGCGAUACCAGCCAUGUAUUUGUCAAUUCGUGGAGGGAAGUAGGUAAUCCGCACAUCGUUUGGAACGUGUGUCAUUGGCAUCUCGAAAAAAGCUGGACGAAGAACAUCAAGACGCCUGAGAUGUUACAAGAUAUCAAAAAGUUGAGACUCCUUAUAAAGGAGCAAGAUUUCUCUUUGGAGUUGACAAGCAUUCAUGAAAAAUAGGGAAAUUUCAAUGAUAGUACCAAAAAAAAUAGGACGUAUUUCGAAACGAAUUAUGGGAUCGACGGACGUCAAGCUCCAAUUCGAGCAUGGGCUCGUUUUCAACAUUAGGGGCUCCUCCCCAUAAUCUCCACAUUGAACGCUACCAUCGCACCAUUAAGACCAUACUGUAGCCAAACUUUUCCAUUGUCAGAUUUUGUUUCGGGCUCCAAGACAUUGCAAGGUUUUUUGAACGCAAGCACUUGCUGGUGAAAGACAAUAUUCGAAGCAUUGGAAACUCGAAGAGUCAAACAGACUACAAUAAAUGCCAUCCAGAGUCAUUGAAUGAUUAUGUGGUGGAGAAGUCCGAGCAAUCGUUCAAGGUGACUAAGAGACUAGAUGGAGGAGAAAUAAAGACAUACGUCUUGGAGAAAAAUCGAUUCCCUUGCAACUCUGCCCGGUGUCUGGUGCGAUGUGAUAAAUGCCCAGGGAAGGCAUUGUGUGCUCACAUAUUCACUUGCGAAUGCAAAAAGUAUGCUUACUGUAAUAUGUGCAAACAUUCGCAUAUCUUGGCCAUGUCCGAAAACACAUGGAUUUCAUCGACUGGUCAACACGACAAUUUAGACGAUAAAACCUACUCGCAUGUUUGCCAGCCCACAACAGCGGAUGCUCAUGGGGCUCUUGAUGCCCUCUCUGAAGAUGAUGCUAAGCGAUGCCAUGUGUCAAAACUGAUGCCCAACCCUGUGCCCAACCCUCCGUCCAAUCCUUCGCCCGAUCCUCCACCAGCAUUUGAACCUUAUGUGAAGAAAUUUGAGAUCAUCGCCAAAUUUAUGAGCUCCACGCAAAUUAGCAAUGAGGCUAAGACAACUUUGAUCCAGAAACUUAGAACCCUUCCACUUGAUAUGAUUGAGGUCAAGAACAACCCCGAUAUGUUUCCCAAAAUCGUUCGAAAACGAAAUCAUGAUCCUCAGAGCCGCAGUUUUUUCCGUCACCAAAAAAAACGAAGCCUGAAGGAGAAACCUAACUUUUGCUCAGACAUAGCUCAGCCAUGGAUCCUGCCCAGACAUGGGUCGGGUCAACUUGAUCAUGAGCCAGCUCUGACAUGGGCUAGCUCGGAUUUGGCCCAGCUCAGACUCAAAAUAUCCACCCCAUCAACCCAGCCAUGACCCAGCCCGACUCGAAACCUGUUUUUUUGGGCCCAGCCCAGCUCAUGAGCUGGAAACUGUCAAUCCAGCUCAGCUCAAAAUGAGCCACCUUCCUCUCACCUCAGCCAUGGAGUGGAAUGGAAAGCUCGGUUGAAGAUCGAAC